This is a messenger RNA of Homarus americanus (American lobster), 989 nucleotides long. RefSeq names its product intraflagellar transport protein 27 homolog. The record is from RefSeq and is a predicted model, not a curated record. Gene Ontology annotation, molecular function: GTP binding; GTPase activity. The coding region runs from base 130 to 693 and encodes 187 amino acids. NCBI's taxonomy places the organism in Eukaryota, Metazoa, Arthropoda, Malacostraca, Decapoda, Nephropidae. The transcript has 6 exons. Gene Ontology annotation, cellular component: Golgi apparatus; endosome.
ACACGUCACUUGUUGAAGAUUCCUGAGGGGAGAAGUUUUGAGAAGAAUUGUCUUGAUAUUUACAAGUAAUUUCAGACCAGUAGUUUCAGUUCGCACGUUUUUGCAGUUUUAAGUUAAUCAGACAUUACAAUGAGUAAUAUUAUACGUGCAAAAUGUCUUGUCAUUGGUGAUAGCACUGCAGGUAAAACAUCACUGGUGCAGAAAUUUAUAUCAGAGGGUAACCAGUUCCCCAAAAAUUAUAACAUGACUCUUGGUUUGGAUAUAGUAACGAAGAUGAUCAACGUUCCUGACACCAAUUCUAGUGUUGAGCUGUAUCUGUAUGAUUGCUCUGGGAAGGAGUUUUACAGAAAUUUCAUUUUGAGAGUUAGUAGCCAACCCUCACUUCUGAUGCUGGUAUACGAUGUUACUUCAGAAAACUCAUUCAACUGUUUAAUGGACCUUUAUGAACAGAUAAAAUCACAUGCAAAGGGAGAAGAUCUUAAAGGAGUUCUUUUUGCCAAUAAAGCUGACCUCACAACAAGACGGCUCAUUAGUCCUAAAGCAGGAAGAGAACUGGCUCAAAAACUUGGCCUGGUAUACUUUGAAGGAUCAGCGAAAGACCACUCUGGAGUUGAGGACCCAUUCUUCUUCCUAGUUAAUGAAUGGUUCAAGAUUUACACAGAUAAGACACAGGCACUGAAACUCUUAGCUUGAAACAGUAUUCAGUCCUUCAAGAUAUAAGCGUGUGAUUGUUUCGGUACUCUUCAUACAAUUUUAUUAUUUAUUUGAAUCAAUAUAUUAGGUAAUCUUUCAAACUUAUUUCAUUAGUAUCGUACUCUAUUUGAGUAAAUCUAACAGACAUUCCUCCCCAACAAAAGUGUAAUUAGGUCCUUGAAUGCCUUGAAUUCUAGCAUUUUUUCGCCUCUUUGUGGAUGUAUGUCCGUUCAGGCAUGCGCCUCCAUAAUAAUCCAGUUUCAUCCACAUUGAAUAUUUGCUCAGGCAAAUAAUUU